AUGGUUGAAGAAUCAUAUAAUAAUAGUGACACUGAAUUAAAACAAGGCUUAAACCAAAAAAAAGUUAAACUAAAUGAAACCUUAGAAAUAGUAGAUGGAAAGAAAUGUAAAAGAACUUAUAGGAUUGGUACAUCUACUGGUAAUUGUGCUGUUCAUCUUGCAAAUAAUCAUGGAAUAACGGAACAAGUUAAGCAAGAAGUUAAUACUAAUUCUGAAUCCUCAAGAACACCUAUACCUACUGAAAAAACUGCAAAAUACUUGAGACAUGUUAUUGCUGAUGUAUCUACCCCUAAUUUGGCUGAGAAAGUCGAUCAGGAUUCUAAAAAGGAUUCUCAACAGCUAUCUAAAAUAAUGUUAACAAAUGAUGAAUUGGACUUACCUCGUGAUUUGAUACCAAUUUUAGGACCUUUUGAGAAAAAACCAGAUAUCUUGGAGCCCGAAUCUGAAUCAAAAUCAAGAUAA
This is a messenger RNA of Funneliformis geosporum, 462 nucleotides long. The record is from the annotation of a GenBank genome assembly. NCBI's taxonomy places the organism in Eukaryota, Fungi, Glomeromycota, Glomeromycetes, Glomerales, Glomeraceae.